Molecule: messenger RNA, 1973 nt
Organism: Pomacea canaliculata
Lineage: Eukaryota; Metazoa; Mollusca; Gastropoda; Architaenioglossa; Ampullariidae
Product: protein FRA10AC1 homolog
Exons: 13
Coding region: 27-947 (306 amino acids)
Biological process (GO): dephosphorylation
Molecular function (GO): phosphatase activity
Source: RefSeq, a predicted model, not a curated record
UCAAGGGGAAUAACUCUUGAUCUGUUAUGAGCGGAAUGGCAGACAGGAUCGACUUUACAGAAUUAGGUGGAUCUGGCUACAGCUCAGAACUUGAUUCAGACGCAGAAACCAAGAAACGCAAACAGCAUGAUGAAAGUCUGUUGUCAAAGAAGAAAGCUCGGUCAGAAAAGCUUCCAGACCGACAAGAGAUGGGAGAAAUGUACAAUAAAGAGGAAGGGAAAAUUCACCGGGUGCAUUAUCUGACUAUGAGUGCUUUUGACCGACACAAGCAGUAUGUCAACAACUAUGUCCUUUACUUUGGAGGUUCCAUGAACGAUUUUUACAGGGACAGAUCGAAAGACAAAACAGACUUGGAUGUCAUAAGGGAAAAUCAUCGCUUCUUAUGGUCUGAUGAUGAUGAUGCUGACAUUACAUGGGAGAAACAGCUUGCUAAAAAAUACUAUGAUAAAUUGUUUAAAGAGUAUUGUUUGGCAGAUCUUAGUCGAUACAAAGAAAAUAAGAUUGGAAUGAGAUGGCGGACAGAAAAGGAAGUGGUAGAUGGCAAAGGACAGUUUAUAUGUGGCAACAAAAAGUGUGCAGAAAAUGAAGGAUUGAGAAGUUGGGAAGUAAAUUUUGCUUACAUGGAACAUGGAGAGAAAAAGAAUGCUUUGGUUAAAUUACGGCUGUGUCCUGACUGCUCAUAUAAACUGAAUUAUCAUCACAAAAAAAGAGAAAUUGUCCAAAAAAAGAAAUCGAAACGGGAAGAAAAAGACAAAUUAAGAGCAAAGGAUCAACAUGAUCUAAAUGAGGUGGAAGGCCAAAAACAAUCUUCUACACAUCCAGGAGAAAAGGUGUCAUCAUCUGAAUCACCUUCUGAUUCCUCUAUUUGGAGUGCUCCCAUUAAACUAACAGAGGAAAAAUCCAGAGAGGAAGAAUUUGAUGACUACUUUGCAGACAUGUUUUUGUGAGCUUGUGUAUUUGUCCAGAACAUUUUCAUUUCUGUAAAUCUAUUUUGCUGUUACACACUGAUGACUAAUGAUGCAGCCCUAUGCUCCUUGAAGAGUAACAAGAAAUAAACUAAAAACACUGAGGACUCACUUCAGAAAAAUCAAGUUUCAAUGACUGAAUUGCUCAUCAGCACAUUAUGGAGCUUAUGUUCUCACAGAACACGAAAUUUACUUCGAGGCUUUUCAAACUCUUGUGACAUUUGAUAAGCAUAUUUUGUUUAUACUGCUGUACAGAAAAACUGAGUUUUCAACAUCAUUUAAAUUAAAUUUAAAUCAACAUCAUUUAAAUGGUGGUGAUUUUUAUAUCUGCAUGUUCAGUCCCAGAGCUUUACAAUAUAUAGACUGGAUAAAGUUGUACAUGUAGGAUAUAAUGCAUCACAAUAAAAUACAUUUGUGGAUCACAGGUUAAGAGAAGUAAAACUCACUUUGUGAGUGGUAAAAUAUGUGUGUUAAUGUACUUUUCAUUUCUUCAGACUCUGGACUUUUGUAUCAUGGCUUCAACUGGUCUAAAGAGAGCUACACGUAUAUUUCUUAAAGUGACAGUAAAGUUGUGUGUAUGUUAAAUAUGUAGUUUAUUCCUUGUUGCUCCUUUGAGGAGCAUAGGGCCGUAACACCACCUCGCCAGUGGACCCGGUUUUGGGCAUUCCCCCAUCAUUUGGGCCCAUGUGGUUCCGAUGUCCUUUGCCUCACUCUCUACUGUUCUUUUCCAGUGUUAUAUAUAUAUUUAAAUUCCAAAGCUGUAUGUAUUGUCUGCAAGUUUCUAUUACUCAGGCAACAUGAUUUCAUUACCAUUCCCCUAUACAAUGAAGUUAGAGAUAGGCUAAGUUAAUAUGUCGUGCCUGAAAAUGUAAGAUUAUUGCCAGUGUUGUAUGCAAAAAAAGAGGAGAAACUUAAACAACCGAAAAGAGAAAGCUGUUAAAAAAGAUUAAUGGUGUCUUAGAACUAUGGUUAGCUAAAGUGAGAUUAAAGUGUUCAAACAAAGAAAAA